UGGCGGUGCCGGUACGGGCGGUCACAUGCGCACCUGGGGGGGCGGGGUCUGUGGCGACGCGGGGUGUCUCCCGGCGGCGGGGCGGCCCCGGCGCUCAGUGCCGGGCGGGGCGGCUGCACGGCGCCGGGCCCCCGCGGUCGGGCGCAGCGCGGAGCCGGCCCGGCCCCAUGCCGAGCGCCGUCGCUGCCGUUAAGCCCCGCCAUGGGCGGCUGCGUGGGGCGGCAGCGCCGGGAACGGCCCGCCGCCGGGAACACCCGCAAACGAGCAGGCCGCAAUGAGCCCCUGAAGAAGGAGCGUCCCAAGUGGAAGAGCGACUACCCCAUGACGGACGGGCAGCUACGCAGCAAGCGGGAUGAGUUUUGGGACACGGCGCCUGCCUUUGAGGGCCGCAAGGAGAUCUGGGAUGCCCUAAAGGCAGCUGCCUAUGCCGUGGAGGCCAACGACCACAGCCUGGCCCAGGCCAUCCUUGAUGGAGCCAGCAUCACCCUGCCCCACGGGUCCCUGACGGAGUGCUACGAUGAGCUGGGCAACCGGUACCAGCUGCCCGUCUACUGCCUGGCACCUCCCGUCAACCUGAUCCUGGAGCGGAGCGAGGAGGAGGCAGCGGAGCCGGCCGAGCCCCUGCCCAACGCCCGGCGGGAGUUCGCCCUCAAGGUGCGGCUCUCCACCGGCAAGGACCUGCGGCUCAGCGCCAGCAUGGGCGACACCAUCGGGCAGCUGAAGAAGCAGCUGCAGGCACAGGAGGGCAUCGACCUGGCCUGGCAGCGCUGGUUCUUCUCAGGCAAGCUGCUCACUGACCGCACGCGGCUGCAGGAGACCAAGAUCCAGAAGGAUUUUGUCGUGCAAGUGAUCGUCAACCAGCCCCUGCCACCAAGGAACUGAGCCCCCCCACACUGGUUGCGGGGAGAGGGCAGGGGGCUGGGGGCAGUGGCACCUCUGGGGAUGCACCAAGCUGUGUCCCAGCUCUGCCAGAGUAGGGGCAGCCCCUGCUCCCCCCCAGGCUGCCCCCCACCUGGGUGACCCCGCAGAAAGGGCUUUGUGAGGCUGUGCUGGUGCGGUGGCCCUUCUCGGCUGGGGGCACAGGCAGGCGCUGUGUUUGCUGCAGGAGGUUUGAGACCAAAUGUCCCUGGGGGGGGUCGGCACAGCUGGGGCCCCGCUGCCAGGCUGUGCCUGCGGGGAGAGGCCAUGACCCGCUGGGCUCCGGCUCCCCCUGGCCAGGAGGCCCUGGGGUGCUGGGCUGGGUGGAGAUGUCUCCCCUCUGUACAUAGUCUGUAUUUAUCAAUAAAGCCUUUUCAUCCUUC
Messenger RNA from Chroicocephalus ridibundus (black-headed gull), 1301 nucleotides. It is a transcript of the gene UBTD1, whose product is annotated as ubiquitin domain containing 1. The coding region runs from base 202 to 882 and encodes 226 amino acids. The record is from RefSeq and is a predicted model, not a curated record. NCBI's taxonomy places the organism in Eukaryota, Metazoa, Chordata, Aves, Charadriiformes, Laridae. The transcript is spliced from 3 exons. Gene Ontology annotation, molecular function: protein binding.